Molecule: messenger RNA, 960 nt
Organism: Neurospora tetraspora
Lineage: Eukaryota; Fungi; Ascomycota; Sordariomycetes; Sordariales; Sordariaceae
Product: mitochondrial 2-oxodicarboxylate carrier 1
Exons: 4
Coding region: 1-960 (319 amino acids)
Biological process (GO): transmembrane transport
Source: RefSeq, a predicted model, not a curated record
AUGGCGUCCGACAAGGCCCCUCUUCCUUUUGGCUACACCUUCGCGGCCGAUUUUGGUUAUGUACGUCUCGAAUCCCUAGCCGCCGGUGCCCAAAGUGGUCGCGUGCUCUUGCGAUUAGCUCCCUAUACUAAUAUAUAUUGUCACCACAGCCAACUUCAGACCGGCAAGCCCACCGCGGGUGUCGACCACUACAAUGGCAUGCUUGACUGCUUCAAGAAGAUUGUCAAGAAUGAGGGUCCCUCCCGCCUUUACCGCGGCAUCACUGCCCCCAUCUUGAUGGAGGCUCCCAAGCGUGCCACCAAGUUCGCCGCCAAUGACAGGUGGGGCAAGUUCUACCGCGACCUCUUCGGCCAGCAGCAGAUGACCCAGGGUCUUUCCGUCCUUACCGGUGCCUCCGCCGGUGCCACCGAGGCCUUCAUCGUCGUCCCCUUCGAGCUCGUCAAGAUCCGCCUCCAAGACAAGGCCUCGGCCGGCAAGUACAACGGCGCGGUCGACGUGGUCGUCAAGACAGUCCGAAACGAGGGCCUCCUCGCCAUGUACAACGGUCUCGAGUCGACCCUCUGGCGCCACAUCCUCUGGAACGCCGGUUACUUUGGCUGCAUCUUCCAGGUCCGCCAGCUCAUCCCCAAGGCCGAGACCAAGAAGGGCCAGACCAUCAAUGACAUCAUUGCGGGUACCAUUGGUGGUACUGUCGGUACCAUCUUCAACACCCCCAUGGACGUCGUCAAGAGCCGUAUCCAGAACACCAUCAAGGUGCCCGGCCAGGUGCCCAAGUACAACUGGGCCUUCCCCGCCGUCCUGACCGUCUUCAAGGAGGAGGGCUUCGGCGCCCUCUACAAGGGUUUCAUCCCCAAGGUCCUCAGACUCGGCCCUGGUGGUGGUAUCCUCCUGGUUGUUUACACCGGUGUUAUGGAUAUGUUCCGCAAGAUGAGAGACGAGCGCCUUGGAAAGCAGCUCUAA